This is a messenger RNA of Telopea speciosissima, 1434 nucleotides long. RefSeq lists its product as uncharacterized. Bases 1 to 1434 code for a protein of 477 amino acids. The transcript has 5 exons. The record is from RefSeq and is a predicted model, not a curated record. NCBI's taxonomy places the organism in Eukaryota, Viridiplantae, Streptophyta, Magnoliopsida, Proteales, Proteaceae.
AUGGAGAAGACCCUUCCCUAUGGAAGACUUCUGACCCGCAUCUUUCAGCAUUUCCAGGUUAACCUAGAUAAUGAGCCACCCUGUGAGAGCUUCAAGGAACCAUUUGGGAAGAAUUCCCUGGCCUGCAUGAAGAUCAUAGUCAACACAUAUAGUGAUGGGGAGCCAGUGGUCCCAGAAGGUGGUGGAGAUGUGGGUGAAGAGGCCAGUGAUGAGGAUGAGGGAGAGGUUCCAGUGCAGGCUGCUGCUGGUGCCUCUAGUUCUAGGACUUCAGAUAUGGAUGCUGUUAUUGAUGCUCUGGGCCAAUUGAACACCAACAUGGCCAAGCUCAAUUCAGACAUGAUACAGGGCUUCGCAGCUUGGGCCAAAGAAAAAUUUCCAAACUUUGAAAUGCAAAUGAGAAUUAGGAAAGUUGAGUUGGAGGCUAUCCAAGCAGAAAUUAACAGUCUUGAGAUGAAUGAUGAGCAGUUUACCAGGGAGACUCAAGCAAAAUUGGCUUACUCUUUUGUGGUGGAGAGCUAUGAAAAACUCCUCUGGGCAGAAAAGUCAAGGAUGAAGAGGAAAAAACUGGUGGAGAUGACAGAGCAUGAUGACUUACUUGGCUGCAUCCCUAAGGUGUUGGAGGAAGCGGAUAUUUUUAGCUUGGACUCGGUCCCAAAUAAUUCUGAAGUUAAAGCAGCGGUUUGGAAUUUGGAUCCAGAUAGUGCUCUGAGACCGGACGGGUUCCCAAGUGCCUUUUUCAGACAUUGUUGGGAGCUAGUAGGGCCUGAUGUCUGCCAUGCAGUGCGCUCUUUCUUUACUUUCAAUCACAUCCCUACUGUUACCUCUAAGGUUAUGGCUCGACAGCUGGAGAGGGUGCUACCCAAGCUGAUCUCGGAGGAACAGGGGGCCUUUCAAAAAGGGAAGAUUAUCCAAGAUAAAAUUUCUAUUGCUUUGGAGUUGGCUACUCUUAUGUUCACGGCCAAGAGAGGGGGUGGGUUGGGUCUAAAAAUUGGCAUUCAAAAAGUUUAUGACAUAAUCUCAUGGAACUUCAUAUUCAACGUGAUGCAUAAUUCUGGCUUCUCUGAUAGAUGGAUCAAUUGGAUUAGACAGCUGCUCAUUUCCACUAGAAUCUCUAUCCUAGUGAAUGGUGGUCCAGUGGGCUUCUACAGGGUGGAACGUGGUCUGCGUCAGGGGGACCCUAUCUCCCCUAUGAUCUUCAUCAUUGUAGAAGAGGUGCUUUGCAGGGGAUUAUCUAAACUUUUGAACGAUAGUAAACUGAGACCGUUGCCAGGGCUGCAGGGAGUACGCACUCCAGGACACUGCUUAUUUGCAGAUGACAUCUUCAUCUUUACUAAUGCUUCAAUCAGGCAGUUAGAAAAAUAUGCUGAUGCCAAUGUUAGACAGAGUCAGGAAAAAGCUUUCAGGAUGGAAGGGAAAACUCUUGGGGGCAUGUAG